AAAUUGGUAAAUUUUCGAACACAACAUUGCACUAAAGUUCUUUUAGAGAAUAUAAAUUUAAAUAAUACAAAUAGCCGCGAAAAUAUGCUGGCAUUCAUAAUGUUUACAUUAAAUUUUGUAAAUAUACAGUGACUAAUGUAAAUAAUAAUCAAACAGAUAAAUGUGGCAUAGAAUCAGGAAAUAGUCGAGACAGCUUGGCAGCGAUAUACAACUGCUUAUUUUUCCGACAAUUAGUUUAAGAUUAAUAUGGCUGGUAAUUUUUGGCAAAGUUCACAUCAUCAACAAUGGCUUUUGGAUAAACAGGACUUGGUACGAGAAAGACAGCAUGAUCUUUCAAUUUUCACAGAGGAAGAAUAUCAAAAAUUAUUCAUCUUCUUUUCCAAUCUAAUACAGGUAUUAGGUGAACAAUUAAAACUGAGACAACAGGUCAUAGCCACAGCAACUGUUUAUUUUAAAAGAUUUUAUGCUCGUAACAGCUUAAAGUGUAUAGACCCUUUGUUAUUAGCACCUACAUCAGUUUUUUUAGCUUCAAAAGUAGAAGAAUUCGGAGUUAUUUCUCAUAAUAGAUUAAUUGCAGCUUGUCAAACUGUAGUGAAAAACAAAUUCAAUUAUGCCUAUUCUCAAGAAUUUCCCUAUCGUGGAAGUCAUAUCUCAGAAUGUGAAUUUUAUCUUCUGGAACACCUAGAUUGCUGUUUAAUAGUGUAUCAACCUUAUCGACCUUUAUUAAUUCUUAUUCAAGAUGUAGGACCAGAUGAACAAUUACUCACAUUGGCUUGGCGUAUAAUUAAUGAUAGCUUACGUACAGAUGUAUGUUUAUUAUAUCCACCACAUCAAAUAGCUAUUGGAUGUUUACAAAUAGCCUGUGUUAUAUUGCAAAAAGAUUUAAAAGCAUGGUUUGCCGAAUUAAACGCAGAUAUGGAAAAAAUUCAAGAAAUCGCCCGUUACAUCAUUAAUUUAUACGAACUGUGGAAAACGUACGAUGAGAAAAAAGAAAUUCAAAGUUUAUUGUCUAAAAUGCCAAAACCUACACCAUCACCACCACAGCACUGACAGCAAAUUACCUUACCGUCUAAUAUUUGGGACUAAUAUUCCAUAAUAAAAGUAAAUGCUUUGCUUUUAUUAAGUGUAUUUAAAUUACAAAUGAAUUGAUUUAUUUUGUACAUGUAUUACUUUCUAUAUCUUCAUUAUAUUUUUGUAGUAAUCAUCUUUUUUAAAAUAAAGUUGUAAUAAAUAAAAAUUAAUA
Frieseomelitta varia is the source of this 1243-nucleotide messenger RNA. RefSeq names its product cyclin-C (gene CycC). Gene Ontology annotation, biological process: positive regulation of transcription by RNA polymerase II. Gene Ontology annotation, cellular component: nucleus; mediator complex. The coding region runs from base 247 to 1050 and encodes 267 amino acids. Gene Ontology annotation, molecular function: cyclin-dependent protein serine/threonine kinase regulator activity. Lineage: Eukaryota; Metazoa; Arthropoda; Insecta; Hymenoptera; Apidae. The transcript has 5 exons. The record is from RefSeq and is a predicted model, not a curated record.